Messenger RNA from Lichtheimia ornata, 1320 nucleotides. RefSeq lists its product as uncharacterized. The transcript is spliced from 4 exons. Gene Ontology annotation, cellular component: vacuolar membrane. Gene Ontology annotation, biological process: amino acid transmembrane transport. The record is from RefSeq and is a predicted model, not a curated record. Lineage: Eukaryota; Fungi; Mucoromycota; Mucoromycetes; Mucorales; Lichtheimiaceae. Gene Ontology annotation, molecular function: amino acid transmembrane transporter activity. The coding region runs from base 1 to 1320 and encodes 439 amino acids.
AUGUCGAUCACUGAAAAGGAGCAUCCUAAAGAUACUGUGGUGACGCUUGAACAAGUGGGCACUGGGGUGGAUGUUGAAUCGAUACAAGCGCAUAGCACGAAUGAUGAUGGUGAUCAAUUUGGUCAUGGUCAAGGCAAUUUCCUUACGGCGUACUUUAACGUGGUGUGUGUUGUCGCUGGGACUGGCACAUUAGGACUUCCCAAGGCGUUCGCGAUUGGAGGUUGGCUUGGCAUCUUGAUCCUGCUAUUGGCGUAUGUGAUGGCUGUAUAUAGUGGUAUCAUUUUGAUCCGCUGCCUGUACUACAAGCCGGGGACUCGGUUGCAUGAUUACAAGUCAGUGGGCACAGCUGCCUUUGGAACCAUUGGAUACAUUGUUGCUUCGAUACUUCAUUUCCUCAACUUGUUUGGAUGUCCUGCUUUGUAUCUUGUUUUGGCUGCUGGCAACAUGCACCAGUUAUUGAUCAACACACCAGCUGCACUUACCCAACCUAUUUGGACCAUCCUCGUUGGCGCUUUCUUGUUGAUCCCUUCCCUCGUUCAAAAGACUCUCCGUGAAGUCACUGCCACUUCGGCCAUUGCCGCCAUUUGUACCAUGAUGGCUGUCUUUGUCGUCGUCAUUCAAGCUCCCAUGGAUCGUCAAGUCGAUGCUGUGCACGAUGGUGUCAUUUGGACCGGAUUCCCUACAGCUUUGUCAACGAUUGCAUUCUCAUUUGGAGGCAACAAUACCUACCCUCAUGUCGAACAUGCAUUGAAGAAACCACAACAAUGGAAAUGGGCAGUGUCAGCAGGCCUCUCGACUUGUACUAUUCUUUACCUUUUGACUGCUGUACCCGGUUACUAUGCAUAUGGUCGCGAUACUGCUUCACCCAUCUAUAAUUCACUACCUCUCGGUGCAGGCCGUACAGUGGCCAUUAUUGUGAUGACCAUCCACGUGAUUCUUGCUAUCCCCAUCUUUACAACAUCCUUCUCGCUCGAAUUUGAACAAUUCGCAAGAGUCAAUGAAGAUCGUCUUGGCCGCGUGGGUGCUUGGUUUGGACGCGCUGCUAUUCGUACAGCUACAAUGGUGUUCUUGGUCAUUCUUGCUGUCUUUGUCCCUUUCUUUGCCGAUUUCAUGAGCUUGAUCGGUGCGCUUGCCAAUUGUGGUCUUGUCUUUUUGCUUCCAAUAUUAUGCUAUCUCAAGCUGACAGGUUGGCGUAACAAGAAAUGGUACGAACUCGUGUUUUGCGCAAUUACCAUAUUCCUAGGCAUUGUCGGCUGUGUCUUUGGAACCAUCGAUGCUAUCCGUGCGCUCGUACAUGAUUUCGCUACUAGCAGUCUUUGA